Messenger RNA from Paramecium sonneborni, 740 nucleotides. The record is from the annotation of a GenBank genome assembly. Lineage: Eukaryota; Ciliophora; Oligohymenophorea; Peniculida; Parameciidae.
AUGGAGUAUCGAUAAGUUAUAUAGACUUUGUUUUCUUUGUUAAAAAUUAAUUAUAGUACAUAAAUAUUAUAGCUUUUCAUUAAAAUAAUAAUACAAUGGGAGAUAGAAAAUUAGCAAUUUGAUAAGAAUAAAGAUUUUAUCAUUUCACAACUUGCAGUAUUGCAUCUGUUAAUGUAAAUUUAAUACAAAAUAUCAAUAACCCAGAAGAUAUUGAAGGAUUGUGAACAUUCAUAUAUUAUUCAUAUAGCGCUGAUGAAAAUAAAGCUCUAGCAUUUAUCAAAUAUUUUGAUGAUAAUAUUCAAUCUAAAAACUCAUAAGACUAUGCAUCCAGCAGUUAAAUUCUUGAAAUACAUAUUAAGAGGGAACGAUAAUAAGAGAUAUCCAGGAUUUAAAGGCUAAUUCAGAUUAGUCACAUUCUCAACACAAUCAUCAAUAUUAAUUCCAUUAAAAUCAAAUCAAAUCAUAAAGGAUCCAAUCUAAAGAUAAAAUAUGGAGAUGACUUAGUACAAAGAAAAUUUUGAUGGGAUGAUAAAAAAUAACCAUAAGAAUAUUCGUUCAGAUGAUGGUAAAAAAAAAAGAGGGAUGGACCUAGUCUUAAUGCUUAGUUUAACUUAUUCAGAGUAACAAUCAAAGACACAUCAAAAGAUUAAUUCUUAGGAGAUAGAACAUUUUCAGGAUGGAUUGAAUUUGGUAACUUGCAUAUACCAACUUAUCCAUAAACUAAUAUGAAUGGCGCUGGU